AUGUCGGAAUUCGUAAGGCCGCUGUCCGUGGAUCUACGCAUGAACGUCUGGUCAUUAUGCUCUAUAGCUUUACUUGCCCACGCGCAGGCAGCGUCCGCAAUACAGAUCUAUACGCCAGAGACUCUGCCAACAGAUCUCUCGUCGAGUUGUGCGGACGCUCUAACUGCUGAUGUUGCUGCGUGCCCCCUCUUCGCCACCAAGCUACGAUAUGGCUUCUUUUAUCCAGAGUCCAGGCUGAAGUCAACCUGCACCCCAGAAUGCAGCACUGCACUUCAGACAUACGAAGAGGGCGUGGUCUUGUCUUGCUCUAACGAUACCUGGCUCGCAUAUGAAGACGACGAGGAAAACCUCCCAGUUACCUUCAUCCCCAAUGUGAUGCGGUAUCUGUACGAGCUAACUUGCAUCCAAGACGAUGGGAGGUUCUGCAAUGUCAUUGCCGGAAUGAAUGCGGCUAUGGCAGAUCCUGGUGCUGGCGAAUCGGGUUGGCUGGGCGACGUCGCGAAUGGGACAGGUGCCCCGGAAUGUGACUUGUGCUUUAUCAAGAGCUUGCGGAUGCAAGCUGGAUCGCCGUACUACGACGGUCCCGAAGUUGCAAGCCAGUCGAUCUAUGAGUCUAAGACUUCCAGUUGCGGUAUUGCUGACAUGCCGCGAACAACGUGGGCCAUGCCAACGACUGUAUCCGACCUACCUCAGCCAACUCCGCCUACGUGUGCAGGCAAGACAUAUCAAAUUCAGCCCGGCGAUGAUUGUCAUAGCAUAUCAACCUCUCAGGGGAUUGCUACCUCGUGGCUCCUGUCAGAUAAUAAUCUGGCAUCGUUUUGUACAGAUUUCCCGACCGAAGGGUCACUGUGCUUAAUUAAUACCUGUUCGGUUUAUACCGUCAAGACCAAUGAUACCUGCAAGUCAGUUGCGAAAACUUCUAACAUCACGGAAGCCCUUCUCAUCAGUUGGAAUCCUGCACUCAGCUCGGGAUGUGGAAAUAUAGGCCGCUAUGCAGGAGAUCAGCUGUGUAUCAGCGUUCCGGGCACGCCCUACCAGGACCCGUCAUCGACGGUGCUGGCGCCAACGACCGUGUCCACCCCUGUUCCCAUUCCCACCGACGUCGCCCCGGGCGUCAACGAGAGAUGCGGGCGCUACUACAAGGUGAUGCCUGAUGAGUAUUGUAACCUCAUUGUUUUGCACUUUGGCAUCUCGCUAGGGGAUUUCCGCUUCCUAAAUCCCGACAUCAAUGAUAACUGCACCAACCUGUUCGCGAACGAGAGUUACUGCGUCCUGCCGGUCGGGGACAUAAACACCUAUCCUGGCCGCCCGGGUGCGACUACUAAGCCCCCUACGACGACGAGGCCCUUCACGUCCAUCCUCUCGCUCGACCCGACCACGUCCUCCCCGCCAAUAGUGACGCCCACGGGGCUUCCCCUGGCACCUAACACGCGAGGGGACUGCUCGCGCUAUUUCGACGGCACGCAGAUGCUGAGCGCGAACAUUACGGCGACGUCGUUCGCCAACGCGUGCGAGUUCGCCGCUGCUCUCUGGGCCGUCUCACUCGACGACCUCAUGCUUUGGAACCCGGACCUGGGCGAUCUCGCGAGCGGCGAGUGCAACAUGGAUCCCGAGCUACGGUAUUGCGGCAAGAACCUCUUCGCCGAUCCGCCUCCUGACCCCGUGGGUCCUGACUACGACCUCGAGAUCAGGGACGGCGCGAUCGCAGACUGCACACAAUACGGGGACGCGUAUCCGGACUGGGACUGUAACGAUAUCCUAGCAAAUUAUGAAUUAACUAUCGCGCAAUUCUUCGAAUACAAUCCGGAAGUAGGAGAGGAUUGCGGCAAUCUGUGGCCGGGUUACGCCUACUGCAUCCGCGCAGGCGACUACGUCGCCCCAACCCCGACGUCCAGCCCACCGCCGACGACUCCGACCGGACCCCCCGCGGAGACGCACUCGGGGCAGCCGGCCAACUGCAACCAGUGGCACGUAGUAGAAGACGGGGACGGGUGCGACACGAUCGAGGCAGAGUACGGGCUGACGCCGGACCAGUUCUUCGGGUGGAACCCGGCUGUGAGCCGGGACUGUCUGACCAAUUUCUGGCUGGGCUACGCGUACUGCGUCGGCGUGUCGUCUUCGCCACCGACCACCACUACCCCGACGAGGACGACUUCUUCGCCGACGCCGACACCGACGACCGCCCCCGCCGUGCCGUCGCCCGUGCAGGACGGCAAUGCCGUCGAGAACUGCAACGCGUACGCGCAGGCGCAGGACGAAGACUGGUGCGCGGCCUUCGCCGAGCGCAACGACGUGCGGGAGGUGGACCUGUACGCCUGGAACACGGUUCUUGGCGACAACGGGGAGAACUGCGGCAGUAGUCUCUGGGGCGGAUAUUGGUAUUGUAUUGGUAUCGCGGCGGCGAGGAAGAAGAUGUCUUGA
This is a messenger RNA of Annulohypoxylon truncatum, 2421 nucleotides long. RefSeq lists its product as uncharacterized. Lineage: Eukaryota; Fungi; Ascomycota; Sordariomycetes; Xylariales; Hypoxylaceae. The transcript is spliced from 8 exons. The coding region runs from base 1 to 2421 and encodes 806 amino acids. The record is from RefSeq and is a predicted model, not a curated record.